This is a messenger RNA of Clupea harengus (Atlantic herring), 3042 nucleotides long. RefSeq names its product opsin 4a (melanopsin) (gene opn4a). NCBI's taxonomy places the organism in Eukaryota, Metazoa, Chordata, Actinopteri, Clupeiformes, Clupeidae. Gene Ontology annotation, biological process: G protein-coupled receptor signaling pathway; visual perception. The record is from RefSeq and is a predicted model, not a curated record. Gene Ontology annotation, cellular component: membrane. Gene Ontology annotation, molecular function: G protein-coupled receptor activity.
CAACAACUAGGUGAAGGCUCAGAAUCGUAUUAAAAUGAAUAUUAAACAUAAGAAAGUCCACGAAAAUGUUGACUCAACCUCUAACUGAUCAAAUCCAACAAAACAAUCGACCUUGUAAUGUUUAUUGUAACAGACACUCUGCUUCGGAUAUAAUAUUGAUCGUAAGUGUGCCCGUUUACAGAGGAAGUGGGUGGCCUGGGGGUGUUUAGUUGCGUGGGAGGCAGAGCGCAUGCCUCGCUUGAACUGUAUAAGUAUGCGCGCCAAGCCUGAGCAGAUCAAGGCAGUGCGCGCGGUUUGACGGUGGCAGCUAUGGCUUUAUUCACACGCACAGCUGGCUCGAGCUCAUACACGCGCUAACACGCGCGUGCAGCGGUAGAGUUGGUGGUUGUGUAGACUGGACUUGUGAGUGCCUUCGCAAGGUGCCUGAACGGUGACUGAAUGCGACCUCCUGUGACUGGUCUGUGACUUAAGUGUGAGUUGCUGUUCAAGAAGCCCCCAUUCACCGAGUCAUCUUUUUUCCCCCCACCUGUCAGUUAUUUGACUGCUUGGCGGGUUCCGGGAGUCAGGAUGAGCGGCGACUUGCACUCCGUGAGGGAAACCAUUUCGUGCCCAUCUCAUGAUCCCAACUGCACCCACAUCACGGAGACGGUGUCUGCGUGGAACAACUCCAGGGUCAGUGCGUAUCGGCUCGUAGACCUGAAUCCCGUGGCUACUUCUGUUGCCAUGGUUGAGGAGCCUCCUCAUCCCUUCGCUACAGUGGACGUGCCCGAUCAUGCCCACUACACCAUCGGAGCUUUCAUCUUCGUUGUUGGGAUCACAGGCCUUGUGGGGAACUCCCUGGUCAUUUAUGCAUUUAGCAGGAGCAAGACACUGAGGACACCAGCCAACAUGUUCAUCAUAAACCUGGCCAUCACAGACUUCCUCAUGUGUCUGACCCAGGCGCCCAUCUUCUUCACCACCAGCAUGCACAAGAGAUGGAUCUUUGGGGAGAAAGGUUGUGAGCUGUACGCGUUCUGUGGCGCUCUGUUUGGCAUCUGCUCCAUGAUCACGCUCACGGUCAUCGCGGUGGACCGGUACUUCGUGAUCACGCGGCCGCUGGCCUCCAUCGGGGUGGUGUCGUGCAAGCGGGCGCUGCUCAUCCUGGGGGGCGCCUGGGUGUACUCGCUGGGCUGGAGCCUGCCCCCCUUCUUCGGAUGGAGUGCGUACAUCCCUGAGGGCCUCUUGACCUCGUGCACCUGGGACUACAUGACCUUUACCCCCUCGGUGCGGGCGUACACCAUGCUGCUCUUCUGCUUCGUGUUCUUCAUCCCCCUCAUCGUCAUCAUCUACUGCUACUUCUUCAUCUUUCGAGCCAUCCGCAACACCAACAAUGCUGUAAGCAAGAUCAGUGGCAACAACACCAGGGACUCCAUAAAGAAAUUUCAUCGGCUGAAGAAUGAGUGGAAGAUGGCCAAGAUCGCCUUCAUUGCCAUCAUGCUGUUCGUCAUCUCCUGGUCGCCCUACUCCGCCGUUGCCCUCACGGCCUUCGCUGGGUAUUCUGAUAUGCUGACUCCAUACAUGAACUCAGUUCCUGCUGUGAUUGCCAAGGCGUCUGCCAUCCACAACCCCAUCAUCUAUGCUAUAACACACCCCAAGUACAGGUCUGCCCUGGCGAAGUACAUCCCGUGCCUGGGCUCCCUGCUGUGUGUGCCCCCCCGUGAGCUGCGCUCCACCCACAGCAGCUUCGCCUCCACCCGCCGCUCCACCGUCACCAGCCAGUCCUCCGACAUCGGCACACACUUCCGCCGCACCAGCUCCGUCAAGCCCCGCCUUUCCUCCGCCUCUGACAGCGAAUCGGGCUGGACAGACACAGAGGCUGACAUCUCCAGCUGUGGCUCGCGGCCCGUGAGCCGGCAGGUGUCGUGUGACAUCAGUAAGGACACAGCGGAGCUCCCUGACGUAAAGCCCUGCGGCUCCUCCAGCCUUAAGUCCAAGCUCAAGAACCACGACUCCGGCAUCUUUGAGAAGACCUCCUCUGAUAUUGAAGACAUCUCUGUGGCUGGAGCGGGUCACCCUGACCGGUCUUUGCCCCCGGGGGGUGGAGACUUUGCAGACGGGGUGGUUUCCAGAGGAGUGAUUGGCCGGAUCCCCAGCAUUGUAAUCACCUCCGAGUCCAGCCCUUUCCUGUCCUCCCUGAGGUUCAAUUGCCGUAGCAACGGAUCCCGGCUGACCAAUGGCAGCGUGGCAAAGGGGUCUGUCACUGCUGACAUGCCAGGAAGUGCCCCGAAGGGUUCCGCCCUUCCCUCCGCUUCUGACCCCGCCCCCCAGUGCUGAAUCAUUCGCUGGUCUGUUUUGUUUGUUUUUGUUUUGUUUCGGUUUGUUAUGUCUUCAUUUUUUGUUAUAUCUCAAGGAGCAUUUUGAAGUGUAGUUCUAAGAGGGUAUCCAAGGAGACUCUCGAUCCUACCGUCCCCUCUGAUAUUGCCCUCUCCUCUUUUUCUCAACCAUUGCACACAUUUAAAAAAAAAUUCUCCGUGUCUCUCUCUCUCUCUCUCUCAAAAUGAAUUUAUAAGCUCCCUUGACAUUUAUGGCUGCAACCUGCAACCUGCUGGCAAUGAGCUCCAGCAGAUACACACAUCACACACACACACACACACACACACACACACACACACACACUCCAGCAGAUACUGUACACACAUCUUGCAUCCAGUCAGGGGGCUAGAUGAUAUUUAAACUGCCUGCCGCCCACACCUUAGAGCUGUAGCCAAGAUGUCCGUGCAGAUGACCAUAGCAGGAAUGUGUUUUUGAAUGUCGGUCUGAUUUGCAUCAGUGAUGGCUGAUGUCAGACAGUUGUCCCGGAAUAAGUCAUUUAAAUAUGUACCGUAUGUAGCUUUCUUGGUCAAUAAUAUAUAAUUGCCUCUACAAACAGAAUGAUGCAACUCUGAAGAAACAGUGGACACUUUUCCCAGUGUUACUUUGCAUUCUAUGCAGGGCUUGAUUUACAUUUACAUUUAGUCAUUUAGCAGACGCUUUUGUCCAAAGCGACGUACAAGGGAGAGAACA